GGGAGGUGGUGGGGGGAGGGACGGGAGCGACUGGGAAGCCGGAACGGUUCCAAUCGAAGUCGGGAGCGGCGCCCACAAAACGCCCGCCCGGCCCUUCCCGCCCUCUUCUGCCCGCCACCACAGCAGCACGGAACCCCCUUCCUCCUUCCUCCGGGGGCGGCGGGAGGAGGAGGAGGCGGCGGCGGCGGAGUGGCUCGGGGGUGUCCCCCUCGCUGGUUGGAAGAAGAAGCGGCAGUGGCGGCAGUAGCGGCGGCUGUGGGAGGCGGAGGAGGAGCCGGCGAGAAGAAGGAAAAUGCAGGCACAGAAGAGAUGAUUGUUCAUUUACAUUAAGGCGUUGAACUGCCCAUUGAACAAAGUCCUGACCAGGCAACUUACGAAUGGCCCAAGGAAGCCAGCAAAUUGAUUUUCAGGUUUUACAUGACCUGCGGCAAAAAUUUCCUGAGGUACCGGAAAUAGUUGUGUCCAGAUGCAUGUUACAGAAUAAUAAUAAUUUGGAUGCUUGUUGUGCAGUUCUGUCUAAGGAGAGCACAAAAUAUCUCUACGGUGAAGGAGACAUUGGUUUUCCAGAUGAUUCUGGGAUUCCCGGCCUGCGAAAUCACAUGACAUCCCUUAAUUUGGAUUUGCAGUCACAGAAUGUGAUUCUCCAUGGAAGAGAAGGAAGUAGAAUGAAUGGAAGCAGAACUUUAUCUCAUAGCAUAAGUGAUGGACACCUUCAAAGCAGCCAGUCCAACAAUGAACUGUUUCAGCAGGAAUCCCACACAGCUCCAGUACAAGUUCCACAGGGAUUUUUUGGCAUAUCUAAUACUCCAAAUCCAGGGCAGCAUUUUGGAUUUCACUUGGGCAGCAAAGGAACAUCUAACUUGGCUCAGCAAAUUCCUAGAUUCAAUCCUAUUAUGGUAACUUUAGCCCCAAAUAUUCAGCCUGGUCGGAAUACCCCUCCAUCUUUGCACAUACAUGGUGUACCUCCGCCUUCAAUAAACAGUCCACAAGGUAAUUCUAUCUUUAUUCGGCCUUACCACCCAAAUCCUAGUGGUACAGCUCGCCAAACUCACCAAAAUCCAGGCUGGACGUCUCAGUUUACUCCCAUGCAGUCUCAUCAGAACUACCAUCCUCCACAACCAAGUCCCUGGACGACUAUUCCUACAGCCAGUUCUUUGCCACAUACCUCAUCACAACAAACAACACAGCCAAAUCAGCAAGGCCAUCAGACCUCCCAUGUUUAUAUGCCUAUAAGUUCUCCUACUACUCCACAAGCACCUACAAUUCAUUCUUCUGGUAGCUCACAAUCUUCUUCCACCCAGAGUCAAUACAAUAUUCAAAAUAUCUCAACAGGACCUCGGAAAAACCAAAUUGAAAUAAAACUUGAACCACCACAAAGAAAUAAUUCAUCAAAACUGCGUUCAACUGGGCCUCGGUCAUCAUCAAAUUCCUCUUCCCUAAACAGUCAGACUUUAAGCAGAAGUCAACCCACUGUUUACAUAGCUGCCAGUCCACCAAAUACUGAUGAAAUUAUCACACGAAGUCAGCCAAAGCUCUACAUUUCAGCCAAUGCCUCUACAGGAGAUGAACUUGUACGGAAUCAGCCCACACUCUUCAUAUCAACAAAUCCAGGAGUUACAGCCACAUCUAGGAAUAUGUCUGGUCAAGUAAGCAUGGGGCCUGCAUUUAUUCACCAUCACCCUCCUAAGAGCAGAGCAGCAGGCAAUAAUGCCACUGCCACUUCUCCUCGAGUGGUGGUUACACAGCCAAACACAAAAUACACUUUUAAAAUUACUGUUUCUCCAAAUAAACCCCCUGCAGUUUCACCAGGGGUGGUCUCCCCAACCUUUGAACCUACAAAUCUUCUAAACCUUCCUGAUCACUUUGCAGAGACGGAGGGUAUCCAACACCUUCCUGACCCUGUUUUAGCACACGUUGAUAGGAUUAGUGAGGGACGGAAACUGAGUAUGGGAUCCGAUGAUGCUGCCUAUACGCAAGCUUUACUGGUACACCAGAAGGCUAGGAUGGAACGACUUCAACGAGAACUUGAGAUCCAAAAGAAAAAGCUGGAUAAACUAAAAACAGAAGUCAAUGAAAUGGAAAAUAAUCUAACACGAAGGCGCCUGAAAAGAUCGAAUUCUGUUUCCCAAAUUCCUUCACUUGAAGAAAUGCAGCAGUUAAGAAGUUGUAACAGACAACUUCAAAUAGACAUAGACUGCCUAACCAAAGAGAUUGAUCUUUUUCAAGCAAGAGGACCACAUUUUAAUCCCAGUGCCAUUCAUAAUUUUUAUGACAAUAUUGGAUUUCUGGGUCCUGUACCACCAAAGCCCAAAGCAGAUCAAAGGUCCAUUGUCAAAACACCAAAAACUAUACCUGAUGCAGAGGAAGAUGAGGGAGCUCAGUGGAAUUGUACUGCUUGUACUUUUUUAAAUCACCCAGCCUUAAACCGUUGUGAACAGUGUGAAAUGCCCAGGCAUUUCUGAGCCAGAGAGGCUCACAUCUUCUGUAAAUCCAACCUUUGACUAUUGUGUCAGUUCCUUGGGAUAAAUAAUCAUUUAUGCAUAGGAUUUUGUAAAAUUGAGCGUGUGAUAAGAUGGUUUAUUACUAAUGUUAAAUGUCAUGCUACAGAGAUAAUACCUCAGUGUUGUGCUGCAGGCAGCUGAAAUUCAUCAGCUGGAAGGUAAUUUCCUGAAAGACUUGGUUGCCAGCUGCCUGAAAGAUGUACAGUAUUACCAAAACCCCAGUAAGAGAAACUCAGAAUGAUCAGUGCAUGGGUGUUUCCCCAACCACCUUUCUCCAUAGAUGUCACUACUGAAUUUUGACAGGGGGAAGGGAAUUAGAUUAAUAGCUUUUUUGUUGUUUGUAAAGCUUUCAGUGUAACACUACAUUCACCUAGGAAAUUGAAAUAUACAUGUUGAAAGUGUGUUAAACUGUUCGCUGCCACAUAGGGCCUGUUGAUUGUGGAAGAACUCCACAAAUAAGUGGUACUCUUCACCUUGUCUUCCCAGAAAAUGGCUCUGCUCUUUGAAGAACCAAAUCAUUACAAUCAUGUCUGAAGAUUAAAAAGAAAACUGCAUGCGUUGUCUGUACAGUACACCCAGUGAAAUAUCCCCAAAGCUUUUCCUACUGUACAUAGCUCUGGAGCCUGUUUUAAGUGACUUUCUUUUCUUCGCCUUUUAUUAUUUCUUGUACUUCUUAAUGUAUAGCGUAAUAGUCUUUGUUAACUUUCUUUUUCCCUUUAAAUGAUUACACAUGAUCAUGACCCUUUUUUAAAGCUUUUGAUCUAAGAGAACCAGUGCCUUAAAAUAAGAGCAUUAAUGGUAAACAGUGCCUAAACUAUCUCUUCACUGCCUAAUCUGUACUUUGUUCUUGUAAAUGCUGAUGAUCUGUGAAGACCUGCAGAUGCAGCAUGGUGAAAAUGCAGGAAAAGUUGAAGAGGUUAUGCAUAUAGUUCACUCUGUACACUGUACACUGAGUUUUACGGUGGGUGACACAAUGUAAUGUUUUGUCUAGCACAAGGGAACCAAUGUUAAAAUACACUCAACCCACCAAAGAUCAACAGCUGAAUAAGCUUUGCUUCAUCUGCUGGAUAUCUUGCAGACUCUUCAUGAGGUCAUUUUUGGGGAAGUACAUACAGUACACAAGAUGGCAGCAGUAGCAUAAAAUAUCACUGCUAUAAAUGUCUUGGCAGCCAGCCUCCUAACCUGACUUUCUGGAGAAUAGCAAUAAUUAGAAAAAUCUGAAAUAUAGGCUGGAAAAGAGAAAUCAAGCAGACUCGAACACUGAAGCAAUACCAAGCAUCUCUUUAUUUUUGUAAUCCUUUGUUCUUUGAAGGAAAGCAUUCAGGUGAUCAGGAACACACAGCUGAAAUAAAGAACAUAGUUUUAUAUUUUUAUAUGCUCUCUUGCAUACUGCAAAAACGAUACUGUCUCUCUUAGAAUGAGGCAGGAGGGAGUGCUUAAAUGUAGCAAGAGACAAAGGAGACUGUCACCCACUGUAAAUAUUUGCCAGUGGACAUUUUAGUAAGAAUUUUUCUAGUGAUCUAUGUGAAUAUACAAAGGCCUUCGUUUUAAAGGCUUUGCAUUUUUUUAAUGUGGGAAAUAGACGUCAAUCACUAAUAACAAGUCUAUAGAAUCAAAGCAUAAUGCAUUCAAUGCAUUUUGUUAAUUAAAAAAAAGGCCUUGUUUUUCAGCUUCAUCUGCAGUUCUGUGUGAAGACUGACAAAUCAAUUUUUACCUGUUGUAUUAAUAAAACCUAAUUUGGAUAUCUUGAGUUGAUGAUUUUGUGAUUUAGCUGGGUAAACUGUCUUUGUAACAAAUAAGUUAUUUAUAAAAAUUAAAAAAAAUUAUAUUGUAA
Molecule: messenger RNA, 4335 nt
Organism: Eublepharis macularius
Lineage: Eukaryota; Metazoa; Chordata; Lepidosauria; Squamata; Eublepharidae
Gene: TAB2
Product: TGF-beta activated kinase 1 (MAP3K7) binding protein 2
Exons: 7
Coding region: 378-2462 (694 amino acids)
Biological process (GO): positive regulation of protein kinase activity
Molecular function (GO): K63-linked polyubiquitin modification-dependent protein binding; ubiquitin binding
Source: RefSeq, a predicted model, not a curated record